GGGCAGCCGGCAGCCCGGCGUCAAGCACCCAGCACCAUGGCAGACACACACAGCCUUUACCUCCAAGGGAUUGAAGACUCCACCUCGCAGUUCUUGGAAAUUUGGCACCACUACGAUCAUGCUGGUCAUGGCUAUAUUGCCGGAAGAGAUUUGCAAAACUUCAUUCGAGAACUGCAGCAAGCCCGGAAAGGCGCCGGCUUAGAAUUAUCUGACGAGAUGAAAGCUUUGGUGGAGAAAUUCGACCAGAGCGCCGAGGGAAAAAUAGAACUGGCAGAUCUUAUCCAGAUUCUGCCGACAGAGGAAAACUUCUUCUUAUUCUUUCGUCAACAGUUGAAGUCGAGCACAGAAUUUAUCGAGACUUGGCGAAGAUAUGAUGAAGAUCAUAGUGGCUUCAUAGAGGCAGAUGAGCUGAAGAGUUUUCUUCGAGACUUACUGAAGAAAGCAAAAAGGCCCUUUGAUGAAGUGAAGCUGGAGGAGUAUACCCUGACCACGCUCAAAAUGUUUGAUUCAAAUAAUGAUGGAAAGCUGGGACUGGGCGAAAUGGCCAGGUUACUUCCUGAUAAAGAGAAUUUUCUCCUCAAAUUUCAGGGGGUGAAUAUGUCUUCAAAAGAAUUUAAUGAUAUCUUUGAUUAUUAUGACCAGGACAGCAGUGGAUAUAUCGAUGAACAUGAAUUAGAUGCACUACUAAAGGAUCUCUGCGAAAAGAACAAACAGGACCUAGACAUUCAAAAUCUCGCAACAUACAAGAAAAACAUCAUGGCUUUAUCUGAUGCAGGAAAACUCUUUCGGAAAGACUUGGCAUUAAUCCUCUGUGCUGAAGAAUUUUAAAUAUCUCGCAUUCUCGUGUGCUUGUG
Amblyraja radiata (thorny skate) is the source of this 854-nucleotide messenger RNA. Its product is annotated as calbindin. Gene Ontology annotation, cellular component: nucleus; synapse; terminal bouton. Gene Ontology annotation, biological process: regulation of long-term synaptic potentiation; regulation of presynaptic cytosolic calcium ion concentration. Gene Ontology annotation, molecular function: calcium ion binding. The transcript has 11 exons. Lineage: Eukaryota; Metazoa; Chordata; Chondrichthyes; Rajiformes; Rajidae. The coding region runs from base 37 to 828 and encodes 263 amino acids. The record is from RefSeq and is a predicted model, not a curated record.